AAGCACUACCGACACAGACACAACCACUACUGACACAGAUACAGACACAGACACAACCAUUACUGACACAGACACAGCCACUACUGAGACAGACACCGACACAAAUACUAAAACAGACAAAGCCACUGACACAGGCUAUUCAGCUGGAGCCUCUGUCUAAUCUAGAUAUAGAUUUUCCUCCUCCUCCUCCUCCUCCUCCUCCUGCCCUGGAUGAGGACUGGGAUCAGAACGUUUCAAGCAAUGACCUAUCCCUAACACAGAUCCAGACCGUACUCCAGGAGCCUGAGCAGGAGUGGUCGGAGCUCAUCUUCAGCAAGCAACCACCAAUCACAGCUUAUUGCCCAAAGAGUCCCACUCCAAUGAACCGAGACCAUUACAAUUACAUGGAAACGACCAUGGUUAGUAGAAGUCCCAUUGUAAAGAGCAAGGACCCCUGUCCCUCCUCAGCCUAUCAGAACCAUGAGCGCAAGGACCCCUGUCCAUCCUCAGCCUAUAAGAACCAUGGGAGCAAGGACCCCUGUCCCUCCUCAGCCUAUCAGAACCAUGAGCGCAAGGACCCCUGUCCAUCCUCAGCCUAUAAGAACCAUGAGAGCAAGGACCCCUGUCCCUCUUCAGCCUAUCAGAACCAUGAGAGCAAGGACCCCUGUCCAUCCUCAGCCUAUAAGAACCAUGAGAGCAAGGACCCCUGUCCCUCCUCAGCCUAUCAGAACCAUGAGCGCAAGGACCCCUGUCCCUCCUCAGCCUAUAAGAACCAUGAGAGCAAGGACCCCUGUCCCUCCUCAGCCUAUCAGAACCAUGAGCGCAAGGACCCCUGUCCCUCCUCAGCCUAUCAGAACCACGAGUGCCUCAUUCAGGACCUCAAUGAACACCAGUACCAUCAUAGGUUGAAGACCCAUAGAGAGAGUGUUGACCUCCAGGAGACCAGCCAGGCUUCUCAGAUGGUUGUGAAUCUGAAGGUCAGUGGGCUAGGGAGUAUGGUGCAAGACUCUAUGGACUCUGGCAUCUCUGGUGUCUCCAACACUGGGAGCUUGAAGCUCAAUGCACCUGAUGUUCUCCAAGAGCCCCAGCCCAUGAGGACUGUGGUGGGGAGGCUAGUGUCUCUGGAGGAGGUGCGUAUGGAGGCUGUGUCCACACCCAGGGAAAAUCCCACAGCAACCCCAGCUCCUGCCCACCCAGAGACAAAAACAACACCCAGAAACAGACACCACCAGACAGAGACAGAACUCGACUCUGAUCCGGUCGACCCCGACCUCACCUUCCAUCCAGACCACCAGCAGUUUGAGGAGGUAGAGGAGGAGCUGGAGGACAUCUGGAACCAUAGCAAUGGCUACAGACAGAGUAUCUCCUCUGACAUCAUGUACCAGCCACACCAAGAGGAGGAGGAGGGGGGAAGUAGCAACACCCCAGGACUGACCACAUACCCCCUCUCACCCGCCCUGGCCCAGCCCCAGGCUACCCCCUACAGAAAGCUGAUAACAACUUCUGCCCCUAACCUUCUGGUGGCUGAAUUCACACUCCCCUCAUCCCUCCAAACCCUACUGGGGUACAACCAGGACCAGAACCAGGACCAGGGCUUUAGCCAAGACCCUAACUCCAGAGAAGAGCUCCCUAUGCUGGCUAACAGAGACAUGAGGUCCUGGGCAGCUUUCCCUAGUCAGGACCAACCCUGGAGGACCACAGCACUGGUCAAUGAAACGGCAGCAGAACCAGUCAAGCUACCGGAAAUGGAGGACCAGAAGAGAUAUAUCUACCAGUAUAGAGAGGAGGAGGAAGAGGAUGAGGAGGAGAAGAUGGAGGAUACAGGUUGUCCAAAGGACCCAUCAAUGAGUCUGCUCUCUGUCCACAUGGGUCUGCACGGAAACAAUCAGCGAGCUACAAGUUGUGGCACUCUUGAAGGUGUAAUGGAAAAGCAUGGAGAGAGUCUUGCCACAGGGGGGCGAUGUGGCACUAUGAAUGGGAGUGGGUCUGAGCUGCAGACGAUGGAGGGAACUCUGGAGAGGAAACACAAGCUGCAGCUGGGAGGGAAGAAGGCCAGGUCUCGAGCAUGGAGCUCCCAUCAUGCAGUGCUUUACAAACAGACACUCUGCUUCUACCAAGACAGAAAGGAUACACUGAGGAACUGUGUGUGUGGCCUGUCUCUAACCCUGACGGGUGCAGAAUGUGUCUCAGCCCCAGAGAACACUAAGAAACCACAGUGUUUCAGUCUGCGCUUAAGAGACGGCUCAGAGUACCUCCUCAACACAACAAACCGAUUCAUGAUGAAGAAAUGGAUGCUGAAAAUACAAGCCAACAGUGUGUCCAGUGAGCAUGUCUCCUCCAUGACGUCACCCAGCGACCUCUUGGUUCAGGACCCCCCCGCCCCCUUCACCACCUCUUUCCUCUCACAAAGUACCAGCACAGGGACGGACAGAGCCAAGGAGAUAGUUGUCCUGACCAGAGAGACUCACCGUCAGAUCCCUCAGUUGCACCCAGAGAAACAGUUGCACCCAGAGAAACAGCAGGACCCAACAUCCUCAUCACAUACAGGCCGUCGUGGUAAAGGCCGUCGUGAAGAUAACUAUGACUCCCUGAGACAGAAACUGUGUGGUAGAUACAGGGAGAACAGUCCUUCCUCCUUGCACUCCUCCAUCUCUCCUUUCUCCCUCCACAACUCCUCCUCCAUCCCUCCAUUCUCGAUCCACUCCUCUGUCUCUCCUCCUUUCUCCUCUGUCUAUAGAGGUGGUCAGGACUGGCUCAGUCAAGUGAACAAGUGUCACUCAUUUACCUCAGCAAGGUACCAGAAUAUUAAACCAGCGUUGCUGCCCCCAGGAGGCAGAGGCCGGGACUACGGAUCAGUGGGUCUGGACUGUGGGUCAAACUACUCCGUGACUAUGAUUAUAGGAGACAAGCAGUCUGCCGCUUCUCCCACUCUCAGUUGUGAUGGUAGUGGUCCAUCUAUCACCAGUCACACUGACCCACAGCGCCCCCUCCUGGAUGGAUGGCAGCACCACUCAUAUCACCAGGACUCUACUACAAGAAGGCAGCUUCACCAGCACCAAGCAAUGUACCACCACGACCAGGAACCAUCUCUGAGGUCCUGCACCGGUCUGCCUCCGCCACGCAAGAAGUCUGUCUUCAACAAGUUCUUUGGGAAGAAAGACUGAAGCUGUUAUCAAUCAAUCACAUAUUUCUCUUACCUUUCUUUUGGUAUUUUCUUAAAACUGCAUCAUCGUUGGUUAAGGGCUUGUAAGAAAGCAUUUCACUGUUGUAUUCGGCGCAUGUGACAAAUAAAAUUUGAUUUGAUAUUUAUGAAGUCCUUUUUUACUUUUACAGUCCUUUCUUGCCCAACAGCUGAGUUAUAACGGACUGAAGUUAUCAUCAUAGCAGCACGUCUGAACUCUGACGUCUUGAGUUUGCUAUGUGAGGGCUGCUGUACUCUGUAUUUUUACUCAAUAAGGAUUGGAAACCAAGCAGGCUUUGUGUAUUAAUGUGUGGUGCUCAUUAAAUGACACCUGCUACUUACAGUAGCUAAUCUAUUUGUGUUUGAACCAUCCGUAGUCCUAAGUCCUAAAAAUACAGGUAAAACAAGCUGUGUGUCCUGGAUAAUAGUGGGCCCUGAAAUGAUUGACACCCUUGAUAAAUGAUUGACACCCUUGAU
This is a messenger RNA of Oncorhynchus kisutch (coho salmon), 3637 nucleotides long. It is a transcript of the gene mymx, whose product is annotated as myomixer. The record is from RefSeq and is a predicted model, not a curated record. NCBI's taxonomy places the organism in Eukaryota, Metazoa, Chordata, Actinopteri, Salmoniformes, Salmonidae. Bases 360 to 3143 code for a protein of 927 amino acids. Gene Ontology annotation, molecular function: phospholipid binding; protein binding. The transcript is spliced from 8 exons.